Molecule: messenger RNA, 1717 nt
Organism: Trifolium pratense (red clover)
Lineage: Eukaryota; Viridiplantae; Streptophyta; Magnoliopsida; Fabales; Fabaceae
Product: actin-histidine N-methyltransferase
Exons: 5
Coding region: 1-1428 (475 amino acids)
Biological process (GO): peptidyl-lysine monomethylation
Molecular function (GO): protein binding; protein-lysine N-methyltransferase activity
Source: RefSeq, a predicted model, not a curated record
AUGGUUAUGGGUGGUAGUUGGAAGGCGGCAAUGAUAAUGUCAUCGUCGUUGAGUCACGUCCGUCCGCUAACAUGCGCAUCAUUAUCACGAAUAGCUCCUCAUCCACACGACCUCAUCAAAUGGGUAACCAGAGAAGGUGGUUUCGUUCAUCGUGCGGUUAAGAUUGCUCAAUUUGACUCCUCCAAUGGUUUAGGGUUAGUCGCUAAGGAACAAAUCCCAAUUGGCACUGACCUAAUUGUUCUCCCUCAACAUAUUCCUUUGCAUUUCACUUCUCAUGACUCUGAUUCUCUCCUCCUUCAAUUGUCCUCCAAUGUUCCCGAUGAACUAUGGGCAAUGAAACUGGGUCUGAAGCUUCUACAUGAAAGGGCAAAACUUGGAUCUUUUUGGUGGCCAUACAUCAGCAAUCUCCCACAAACUUACACUCUUCCUAUCUUUUUUCCCGGGGAAGACAUUAAGAAUUUGCAGUAUGCUCCUAUUCUUCACCAGGUAAACAAAAGAUGCAGAUUUCUUCUCGAUUUUGAGCAACAAGUCAAGCGUGCAUUAGUCGGUCUUACACCAGAUAAACAUCCUUUUGGUGGCCAAGAGGUAGAUGCUUCAUCUCUUGGAUGGGCGAUGUCAGCAGUCUCAUCUAGAGCAUUCAAGUUGCAUGGUAACAAGCAAUCAAAUGGGAUAGACUUCGACAUACCCAUGAUGCUCCCUCUAAUUGACAUGUGUAAUCAUAGUUUUAAUCCGAAUGCUAGAAUUGUUCAGGAACAAGAAACUGGUAGCACAAAGAUGCGGGUGAAGGUUGUGGCUGAGAAAGUAAUCAAGGAAGAUGAUCCUUUAUUGCUUUGCUAUGGAUGUUUAAGCAAUGAUCUUUUCCUUCUUGAUUAUGGAUUUAUGAUACAAUCAAACCCUUAUGACUGUAUUGAGCUUAAAUAUGAUGGUGCUCUUUUGGAUGCUGCAAGCAUGGCAGCUGGAGUUUCUUCACCAAACUUCUCCACACCUGCUCCAUGGCAGCAACUUAUUUUAUCUCAGCUAAAUCUAGCUGGAGAAUCUCCAAAUCUCAAGGUGAGCUUAGGUGGUCAAGAAAUAAUAGAAGGGCGCUUGUUGGCAGCACUGAGAGUACUCCUUGCAAGUGAUAUGGAAAGUGUACAAAAGCAUGACCUCAACACACUCAAGUCUUUAGAUGCUGAGGCUCCUCUUGGUGUUGCAAAUGAUAUCGCUGUAUUUCGUACCUUGAUUGCUCUGUGUGUCAUUGCACUGGAACACUUUCCCACCAAAUUAGUGGAUGAUGAAACUUUAUUGAAGCAGGGUGCUUCAGGUUCAACAGAGUUAGCCAUUCAGUUCAGAAUCCAAAAGAAGUCUGUAAUUAUAGAUGUAAUGAGAAACCUCUCAAGGAAGGUAAAGCUUCUUUCAUCAAAAGGGACAGUUACUGCUGAAGGCUAAGUGAUAUUUGAACACUCUGUCAUGAAUGAAUCUCAUGUCUUUUUGUUUUAUUUAAGGACGUGAAUCCUCUUAUGUCUUGUCAUGUGAAAUUUGUUAGUAUCUUUCUCUUCAGAGAUAGUAUCAAAUGAUUGAGAUCAUAUCAAAAGUUAUUCAUAGUACUUAUGAAGAGACAUAGUACAAAUACAAGAUUUCACUUGAUAUACUCGCAUGAAUUUUGACUAUAUUAUGUUUUCUGUCAAGAUACUCAUUGUAUUUUAAUUCUACUACAUUAUUCUAUUGCAGUCAAUCA